UUUCGGUCUCCGGGUGACGGAGUUUUCCAUUUGUUUUAAUGGAAAUAAAAUCUCAUCCAAUUUUAAAUAAUGGUAAAUAAAUUGCGUAUAAUAAGUCAUAAUUUGGAAAGAGUUAUUUUAUCGCGUUAUGAAACGUUUUAAGCAGAUUAGUCUCUUGCAAUUCGUUGAUCAUUCACGAGUGAAGAAGACCAAGGGAGUACAGUUUGUUGAUAUUGAAUCCUUCAAAAUCACUAAAAUGGCUGAAGAUUCAUCUUUGGUCAAUAAAGAAUGUAAUGUAGAAUCUGAAGAGUCUGAUGCAACUGUUAAAGAGUUUCAUCACCAUUUUCUAAAAAUUGAAGAUUGCUGUUCAUCUUUAUCAGCAUUAAAGCCAUCACCAAAUCAUACUAUUCUCUUUGAUGUAAAUGUAGAAGACAUUCCAAAUGUUUCUUAUCCAGCUACAUACACUGAUAAAUGGGAAAAACAUUAUGUGAGAUUACCUUGUUCAUCUAGAAAUCUUUAUCCUGUAGAAGAAAAUGGAAAUGUUGUUAUAAAAAGCAGAUGGGAACUUAUAGAGAAAAGUUUACUCUCUGAUAUAAAAAAUUCGAAAGAUUUAGAAAGAGCAAUAUUAAGUUAUAAUAGUCAAUAUGAAAAUCAAUGGAAUAUGAAUGGUUUGCAUGAUUUUUUUGAAAAUGUAUUAAGUAAAGAAAAAACUUUGGAAUUUUUUACUUGUUUACUGCCAGCUAUGAUUUUACUUGCUUUGCAACUUCCUGUUUUAUGUACACAGCCUAUACCAUUAUUGGAAAGACGAAAAAAUCAUAAAAUUACACUUAGUCAGAUGCAAGUUGGAUGCCUUCUAGCCAAUGCCUUUUUUUGUACAUUUCCUCGUAGGAAUACAAAACAUCGAAAACAUACUGAUCCCGAAUAUAUCUGGUAUCCUGAUAUAAAUUUUAAUAGAUUAUUUAUUGGAACUAGAAAAGGUAUAGAAUCCAAGAGAGCAGAAAAACUAAAAUGUAUUCUAAACUAUUUCCAAAGAAUUACUUCAGAAAAACCUGAAGGGGUAAUUACAUUUCAUCGAAUAUAUCAUCAAGAAUCGCCAGAAUGGAGCCAAUCUAAAGAAAUUUUAAGAUCAAUGUUAGUUUCUUCAGAAGGAUUUAUAGAGAAAGAAGGAUAUGGAUUGUUACAGGUUGACUUUGCAAACAAAUUUGUUGGAGGUGGAGUUCUAGGGCUUGGAUUAGUUCAAGAAGAAAUUAGAUUUGUAUUAUGUCCAGAAUUAAUUCUUUCCAGAUUAUUUACAGAAAGAUUGGAUGCUACUGAAGCACUCCUUAUUACUGGUUGUGAACAGUUUAAUAAUUGUACUGGUUAUGGGAAUACAUUCAAGUGGGCAGGAGACUUUAAAGACAAUACCCCUCAUGACAAUUGGAAAAGAAAAUGCACAAAAGUAGUAGCUAUAGAUGCUCUAAGUUUUCAGACUGAGGAAGAUCAAUAUAAAAUUGAUAGAAUUAAAAGAGAAUUAAACAAGGCAUAUACUGGAUUUUCUGAAUCUGAAUUUGAUACGCUGCCUGCCAUCGCAACCGGUAACUGGGGUUGCGGAGUCUUUCGUGGCAAUCCCUGUUUAAAGUCACUCAUUCAGUUUAUGGCUGCUUCUCAAGCAGGAAGGGAUAUGAUAUAUUUUACAUUUGGUAAUCAUGAACUACAACAGGAUAUCAGUCAAAUGUACACAUUCCUCAAGGAGAAAUGUAAUACAGUUGGUGACUUAUGGAAAUUGUUAGAAGCAUAUUCGACUGCAUAUACAUUAAAAAAUGAAGAUGAUACUCCUGAAUUAUAUGAAUUUAUUUAUAGAACAUUAAAUAGGUAGAACUGUUGUGCAUAAUAUUAAAAAUAGUAAAUCAGCUGAAGAAUUACACAAUGGAGUUAUUGUUUCUGUAAAUCUUUCUGAAAGAAAUUUGUUCCUUUUUUUUUUUACAAGGAGAAAAAAUAGAAACGGAAUACUGCAUCAAAGAACAUUUCAAAUAAAAAAAAAAAUCAUGUUAUUUUUUUA
Molecule: messenger RNA, 2017 nt
Organism: Centruroides sculpturatus (bark scorpion)
Lineage: Eukaryota; Metazoa; Arthropoda; Arachnida; Scorpiones; Buthidae
Product: poly(ADP-ribose) glycohydrolase-like
Exons: 16
Coding region: 128-1834 (568 amino acids)
Biological process (GO): carbohydrate metabolic process; ATP generation from poly-ADP-D-ribose; nucleotide-sugar metabolic process
Cellular component (GO): cytoplasm; nucleus
Molecular function (GO): poly(ADP-ribose) glycohydrolase activity
Source: RefSeq, a predicted model, not a curated record